AUGGAGUCUGGCCCUUCUCCUCUGCUGUACCUCUUCUGCCUCCUGCUGCCCUCCUACCAGGGCCAGGCCAGGGCUGCGCCUCCUUGGCACCGAAGGUUUGAGUACAAGUUUAGUUUCAAAGGACCCAGGCUGGCAGUCGUCGGGCAAGAGAUACCCUUCUGGAACCACCACGGAGAUGCCAUUCCUGGACUAGAGGAGGUGAGGCUGGCCCCAUCCAUGAGGAACAAGAGUGGAGCCAUGUGGACCCAAGCUGCCAUCCCCUUUCCCAACUGGGAGGUGGAAGUGGCUUUCCAUGUAUCUGGGCUGGGCCGCCUGGGAGCUGAAGGGAUGGCAGUGUGGUAUAUCCGGGACAGAGGCCAGACUGGUCCAGCCCUAGGUGGCCCCGCUUUCUGGGAUGGCAUCGGGAUCCUCUUUGACUCUUAUGACAAUGAUGACCAGAAGAACAACCCUGUCAUCCAGGUUUUGGCAAAUGAUGGACAAAUUCCAUAUGACCACCUCAGAGAUGGAGGGGGACAGGUACUGGGCUCAUGUCUUCGGGAUUUCCGGAACCGGCUAUACCCAUUCCGAGCUAGAAUCACCUACUGGGAGCAGAAGCUUCGGGUAUCUGUGAACAAUGGCCUCACCAACCAGGGAGCAAUAGAUGAAGUUUGCACUGAAGUGGGGCCCCUUCUUCUGCCCCCUGGAGGCUUCUUUGGGGUCUCAGCAGCCACUGGCACCCUAGCAGAUGACCAUGAUGUCCUGUCUUUCUUGACCUUCAGCCUGAGCAAGCCAGCUCCAGAGUUCUCUCCCCAGGCUCUUCCCUAUGUCAUUCCUGAAUCUGAGCAACAUAGGCUCAAGCAUCAGCUGCAGGAUUUACAGAAGAAGCUGAAACACCAGAAGGAAACUUCUCCAAAGCCAGACUUGAACACCCCCUCCUGGGGGGAAGGGUACCUUGACCUGGAGUUGACCCUUAAGAGACACAGCCGGGUCCUGGAGCAGCUACAGGACCUCUCAGGGAAGAUGACUCUGACUGUGGGACAAUGGAGGAGUCAAAUGCAGUCCUUGGAGCCCCUGGACAAGGAGAAGCAGGAGGCUCAUGGUGCCCAUUCAAGAGGCUGGAAUUCUGCUGCUACAAGGGUCCUGCUCCAUGGGCAACAGACUUUGCUUCAGAACAUGCAGGAGAUGAGGGCUGCUGCUGCCCACAUCACCUCCAAGGCUAAAGCUUUCCACCUGCCUGUGGGCACAGAACAUCACUUCCAGGAGCUGCAUCAGACUUUGGCCCUGCUGCAAAGAGACGUAGAAAGUGUGCUCCCCCUGCCGAAACAUGCAGCCAAGGCUUCCUGUUCCCAUGCUGUGAGGGUCCUGUGCCUAUCCCGUGGCAUCUUUCUGCUCUUUCUCCUGAUCCAAACUGGCUGUGUCUUUUACUGUCUGCUUUUCAGGUGGGAGACUGACAGGAGCCUCAGGGAAUGCUUUUCCAAGAAUUUCCUCGUCCUGGCCCUUGGCUCAAAACAGCUGUUCAGGAGGGUCAGCAGAGUGCCGAGACAAGACUCUCUGACCCCAAGGACAUGCCCCUAAACUUCCCACCUCAGCCAAACAGGCAAAAAAGUCCCUAAUUUGGCUAGGUAUGCUCUAGCCUUCCCUUCCAAUAUGU
Vombatus ursinus (common wombat) is the source of this 1630-nucleotide messenger RNA. RefSeq names its product lectin, mannose binding 1 like (gene LMAN1L). Gene Ontology annotation, cellular component: COPII-coated ER to Golgi transport vesicle; endoplasmic reticulum-Golgi intermediate compartment; endoplasmic reticulum membrane. The transcript has 13 exons. The record is from RefSeq and is a predicted model, not a curated record. The coding region runs from base 1 to 1554 and encodes 517 amino acids. Gene Ontology annotation, biological process: endoplasmic reticulum organization; Golgi organization; endoplasmic reticulum to Golgi vesicle-mediated transport. Gene Ontology annotation, molecular function: D-mannose binding. Lineage: Eukaryota; Metazoa; Chordata; Mammalia; Diprotodontia; Vombatidae.